This is a messenger RNA of Chenopodium quinoa (quinoa), 849 nucleotides long. RefSeq names its product omega-6 fatty acid desaturase, endoplasmic reticulum isozyme 1-like. The coding region runs from base 46 to 627 and encodes 193 amino acids. The record is from RefSeq and is a predicted model, not a curated record. Gene Ontology annotation, molecular function: oxidoreductase activity. The transcript is spliced from 2 exons. Gene Ontology annotation, biological process: lipid metabolic process. NCBI's taxonomy places the organism in Eukaryota, Viridiplantae, Streptophyta, Magnoliopsida, Caryophyllales, Amaranthaceae.
UUAGUUAUUUUAUGGAAUUGGGAAGGUCACUAUAUAUAUGUGCAAAUGCUUGGGCAUCCCCUCGUACUACUAUCAUUUUUUACCUUCAAAUAUAAUAUUUCGCAAAAUAAAAGCCAAGAAGAAAGAAGCUCUCAUCUUGGUUUGAUACUUUUGGUUUUUUGUUGUUACAAAAGAGGGGUGCUGUUUCUCCUAUACAAGGUUGCUAUGACUAAAGGUCUAGUUUGGUUGAUUUACAUGUACGGCUUCCCACUUUUGGUUGUCAACGGCUUCCUUGUCACCAUAACUUACCUCCAGCAUACGCACCCGGCAUUACCUUACUACGACUCAUCGGAGUGGGAUUGGCUGAAGGGGGCAUUGUCCACUAUGGAUCGCGAUUAUGGGGUGUUAAACAAGGUUUUCCAUAACAUAACAGAUACUCAUGUUGCUCAUCAUUUGUUCUCUACUAUGCCUCAUUACCAUGCAAUGGAAGCAACCAAAGCAAUCAAGCCUAUUCUUGGGGAUUAUUACCAGUUUGAUGGGACGCCAUUCUAUAAAGCAUUAUGGAGGGAAGCUAAGGAGUGUUUGUAUGUCGAGCCAGACGAUGAUUCACAGCAGAAAGGUGUAUACUGGUACAAAAAUCGGUUCUGACAUUCUAAUUCUGGUCCCGAACUGUUAUGUUAUGAACUAAGUGAUAAGUUCUGAAAAAAAUUCUACUCGUACUUGUUAGUAGUAACUUGUUACUUUGUUAGACUGUUACUUGUAGUAACUAGGUAUCCCGAGUGUUUCCCUGUAUUAGAUUUUCAGGCACUAAAUAUCUCAGCUGUUCUAUUGGAUAUAAAACGAAACUAUUAUCUCUGUGACUCAUCAUCA